This is a messenger RNA of Xiphophorus couchianus (Monterrey platyfish), 3130 nucleotides long. RefSeq lists its product as uncharacterized. The record is from RefSeq and is a predicted model, not a curated record. The transcript is spliced from 2 exons. NCBI's taxonomy places the organism in Eukaryota, Metazoa, Chordata, Actinopteri, Cyprinodontiformes, Poeciliidae. The coding region runs from base 100 to 2388 and encodes 762 amino acids.
AACCAACUGAAGAUCAGAUGGAAGUGAAGACCUGAGAAAAGAGCUUCGACGAAUUAACUCAAGGAGGAACAUCAGGUCAUCUCAUCUAUACAGUCCACAAUGGCUGAAGAAAUGUUUGGAAAGUCAGUGAAACAAUUGAAGCUGGAUCGCACCAUGGCAAAGUCUUCCUUCACCAAGCAAGCAAACUUCCUGAGCAGAAAAGCUUCCAACAUGACAGAGAUGGAACUGCGAGAGGAGUUUAAAAAGCUAACUUCUGAUGCCAGACAUGUAAGUGAUUCAAAUGAUGAUUACAAAGCUGGACUAUUGGCAGAGGUGGGAGAUGAAGCUGAUGAACUUGAUAAACAGCAAAAAACUGAUUUGGAAAAGACUAUUAUUGACUGUGAAUUAAAAUUAGAAGAAGUCAAACAAAUAGUUCAGUCUAAUUUGUGGAAAAAAUAUGGUCAAGAUGAACUCUAUACUGCAAUCCAAGAGGCAGAAAAGGCCUGUAAUGAUGCUUCUGAUAUAAAAGUUUUAACUGUGUACAAAAGCGCAUAUGAAGUGCAGUUGUCCUUUGUGGAGAAUGUGAUCCAGGAAUCUAUCAAAAGUUUUUUGACCUGGGAAAUGUGGAUUCCAGUAGAAGAAAGGGACAAUAUAGAAGACAGAGUAAAACAAAUGAAAUUGAUGAAAAAUAAACUUCAAACAAGAAAAUCGCAGUUUGCCAUAGCACAAACGAUUGCAGAGGAGGAGAGGAAAUCAGAUGCUGCUCAAUCAGACCUUACAUAUUUUCCUAUACAAGCUCAACCUGCACCCAGUGUAAAGAUUAGACCCAUUUGUCUACCAAAAUUUCAUGGCUGUAAAAGAAACUUUCACAGAUGGAGAAAAGACUGGGAAAGCCUGCAGAAGCAGGGAGAACCAAGUGGCUCAGUGGAAGUGAAAAAGUUUCAGUUGUUGGAUAGUGUGGAUGAAAGAAUCUGUAAUGAAUUACAUCUGUCUGCUUAUGAUACUGCUGCAGAUAUGUUCCGAGUGAUGGAAAAUAGGUAUGGCGACAAGUUAAGCAUUGCUUUAGAAAUUAUUGAAGAGCUUGAGAAGACUCCACCCCUGAAAGCAAACCAGCUAAGGAAAGUGAUAGAUCUUAUUCAAGCAAUUGAAAAGGCUCUAGCUGACUUAACAGAGUUAGGUAACAUUGGAGCGAUGAAAAAUCCUCUGGUUAUUAAAUCUCUAGAGAGUAAACUACCUGAUGUUAUAAAGAGAGACUGGCUAGUUUUUAUGGUUAAUCCUGCCAAUGCAGUUACACCAGAUAACCAUUUUGAUAGUCUUCUCAAAUUUUUAAAAACACAGGAGGAAGUUCUAGAGAAAUUGGAGCAACUUGGAGUGAGUGAAAAGGUUGAGAAGAAGUUUGAGAAACGACAUGCUUUUACUCGAUCCACAAGAAAGAAUCAUGUCUGUAUCGUGUGUGGAGACGCAAGACAUGGAGAUAAAAUAUUCUUCUGCAAACAGUUCAAAGCAAUGAAUUUACCUGAAAAACUCAACAUUGUAAAGACGUUGGACACAUGUAAAAGGUGUUUGAGAAAGCAUGGAGAUGCUGAUUGCAUCAAUACUUACCUUUGUAGAAAUAAAGAUUGUAAGAAAAGAAGCUUUUCAGAUCACCAUUUCCUCCUUUGCCCAAAGGGUGAGCUUACAAAGGUUGAGACUGUUAAACCAAGAAGGGAAAAUAGACUGACAGAAGAGCAGGAAAAAUUCAUAGCUGGACUUUCACCAGAACUAGCAGAAGAAUGCAGAAAAGCCUUUUCAAAUGUGACUGCUUCAACAAAAAACACAAAGUGUGAAGCCUUUGGGCUUAUGGAGUCAUAUGGACUAAAAGAGCAACCUGUCAUUCUAAUGCUAUUGGAAGUCACUACGAACGCAGGCCAGAAAAUAGGAACUUUGAUUGACUUGGCUUCUGAUACUAAUUACAUUACUCAUCAAGCAGCUAAAAGGUUGAGCCUAGAAGGUGAAAACAUAACAUUAGUUGUUCAUGGUGUUGGGGGAAUGUCAGUCAAAGUUAGAACAAAGAGAUACCUGUUAAGAGUGAGAGUUAAGACCCCCAAAGGGACAAUGAAAGCUCACCAACUCAUUUGUUAUGGACUUAGUGAAAUUGCUAAAGUGCAUAAAGUCAUUCAACCACUGCAGCUGCAAAAGUUUUUCCCAGAUGUUGACCUGGAAGACCUUAAAAGACCAGAUACCAUUGAGCUGCUAAUAAGCCACAGAGAAGGCAGACUGGCCCCUCAAAGAGUCAAGGUUGUUGGAGACCUGGUCCUGUGGAACAGUCCACUCGGCAUGACCGUGGGAGGAGCUCAUCCGGAUCUUUGUGAAGACGUCGACGUGGCAGCACACAGGUGCAUGAAAUGGUGGAGAGAAAAGCAGCAAUAAAACUAACAGAAGACACUCUAAACAACUGGAAAGGACCAGUAUGGUAUGUAAACCAUCAGGUGGCGCCAAAUCCUCAUUCUGUGACCACUCCUGUGCGUUUAGUAUGGAACAGCAGUCAAAGAUUUGAAGGUCUAAGUAUGAAUGAUAUUCUGAUGAAAGGUCCUGAUGUUUUAAAUCCCAUUCGUGCUGUUCUACUCAGGUUCAGAAGGGGACUGCAUGCUGCCCUGGGAGACAUUAAAAAAAUGUAUAACUCUGUUUGGCUAGAGGACCUGGAGAGACAUCUGCACAGGUUCCUCUGGAGAGACGACUCAGAAGAGGAGAUCGGUGAGUUUGCCAUUACCAGAGUUAACAUUGGGGAUCGACCUGCUGGAUGUAUUGCCCAAGUAGCAAUGCGAGAGACGGCAAAACUGCCCAUGUUUGACAGCUGUAAAGAGGAGUGUAGGAUCCUGGAAGAAGACUGUUAUGUCGAUGAUAUUUUAACAUCUGACAAUGACCCAGAACUUUUGCAUAAACACAUUAAGACGGUGGAAGAGAUCUUACAAGCUGGGGGAUUCUGUUUGAAACCAUGGGUCCUAUCAGGUCAAAGUGGGAGGCAAAACAUGUCCUUACCUAGCAGAGACAAAAUCCUUACACUCCCUAAUCAGUUGAAAGAGGAUGAUAAUAAGGCUUUGGGAGUGGGAUAUCUGGUGGAGGAGGAUAAAUUAUAUGUGAUGACAUCAAUUAACUUCUCAAAAAGGAGGAA